GGCUUGUAGAAAUGCAUGUCACUAUUGAUCGACAUUUUUAAAUUCCUUUUGUCAUUGCCAAGGUUUCUGGAUGGGACUUCCUGUUAUGUGAAUUCAAGUCAGAGUUAGAGUCUAUAUAAAUAUUUGCGCUAUCCCAUGCCAUCCCAGACUUUUUUACUUCAAACUCCUCGUGUGCACAUUUCUUCCCAAUCGAAAUACACCAAAUAAAGCAUCCCGAUAAUCUUUGACCCGUCUCCCACCUACUCAUUCAGACCAUCAACAAACCCGUCAUCAUGUCCGCCAACGAUAAUACUUCCACCCUUAAGUCAUAUGUCGACUCAGCCACUGGCGCCGUCCAGUCCGCUCUGAGCAACGUCACCGGCAGCGCUGGCGAUCAGGCACACGGCCAAGCUAGGCAAGACAAGGGCCAAGCUGAGAAAGAAGCAUCUGACGCGACUCUGAAGGGUCCCGGCUUCACUGCCACAGCAUCUGGUGUCAGCCAAGACCACCCUGAUCGAGCAGCCGGCCAGUACAAUCAAACUGUCGGUUCUGCAAAGGAGGCUAUUGGUUCAGCCAUUGGAUCCGCAGGCCUUCGCUCGGCCGGUGAGCAGCAAAACCAGCAGGGGAAAGAGCAAGAGGCGAAAGGUCAGGUUAAUGAUCUCGUCAAGGACGGUGUGGUCCAGCGUGCCACUGCAGCCAUCGGAGAAACUACUGCUAAUGCGCUUGGCAACAAGGGUGCACAGGCUGAAUAUCAAAAGCAACAUGAUGAAGCCAAGGCCUCUCAACGCGGCGCGGAGCAUGACAUUUUGAAGCAGGCUGAGGCCGAUCAGAACGCUGCCAAGCCCUGAGCAAUUAUAUGUGAAUAAGGGGCGGAAGAAUGAUAGUGACGGGUGCAGACAUCAAUAUAAUACCUUAAGGAUAAUGCAGCAAGGGUGGAGAAGGCUCCAAUAGCAUCUCAGAACGUUGUAAUACAACUUGUUCCUAUCAGCUUCACUUUUAGUAUUCAACCUUCUGCCACUGUACCACAUUAUUUCGAUAGAUGCUGUAUAAGGAUGCAGUACUGCAGACAACCGGUGGUGAAUAUGAACUUGAUACCAACU
Pseudomassariella vexata is the source of this 1079-nucleotide messenger RNA. RefSeq lists its product as uncharacterized. The record is from RefSeq and is a predicted model, not a curated record. Lineage: Eukaryota; Fungi; Ascomycota; Sordariomycetes; Amphisphaeriales; Pseudomassariaceae. Bases 273 to 827 code for a protein of 184 amino acids. The transcript is spliced from 2 exons.